AGCUGUUCCUUCCGCAAGCCAGGAGCAGACAGAAACCCAACUUGGCCAGAUUGACUCUCCUGACUGUGACCAAGCUGUUGCAGGGAUGCUCCUCGUUUAUUCUGUGCUGACCUGUUGUAACGAACCAGCCCGGUCCUGCCCAUCUGGGGAGCAAGAAGACCUUUGCCCAGCACCGAUCUCUGCAUCAGCAUUGAACAGGACUACAACAGUUUCUGGAAUUUUACCAGUAUUUUAGAGAGGAAUUCUCCUCGGUGAAGAGAUGCAGGGAUAGUUCUGCUGCCUGUGCUGAAAAACAGAAGGAAGGAGCAAAUCUAAAGCGGCAACGGGCCUUGUGCCUCCUAAGUCAGACAUGGAAAUCGGAGAGGGAAAUCACUUUAAAUCACCAACCAACAUAUUUUUGAAGUCGAAAAAUCUGAGAUGCAUUAGAAUUCAGAGACCUCCCUUUGCUUAAGGUAUGGUGUGAAUAUGCGUUGCUUGGCAGCUCGGGUCAACUACAAGACUCUAAUCAUCAUCUGCGCCCUCUUCACCCUGGUGACGGUGCUGCUCUGGAACCGAUGCUCCUCCGACAGAGCCGGCCCGUUUCCCCGCAGCCUCGCCGGCCUCGAACGCCGAGGAGCUGCCGCCGCCUCCGAGAGCGACCUGGCCCGGCAGCAGAGCGAGGAGGCAUCGCCCCAGGAGCAGCAGAAGGCUCCCCCCGUCGCGGGAGGCUUCAACGGCAACAAAGCCCCGGGGCUGAAGUACGAGGAGAUUGACUGUCUGAUCAAUGACGAGCACACCGUUAAAGGGAGGAGGGAAGGCAACGAAGUCUUCCUGCCGUUCAGCUGGGUAGAGAAAUACUUUGAGGUUUAUGGGAAAAUUGCUCAGUACGAUGGUUAUGACAGGUUUGAAUUCUCUCAUAGCUACUCCAAAGUAUACACACAGCGAGCACCUUACCACCCCGACGGGGUCUUCAUGUCCUUCGAGGGCUACAACGUAGAGGUUCGAGACAGAGUGAAGUGCAUAAGUGGUGUUGAAGGUGUGCCGUUAUCCACGCAGUGGGGACCUCAAGGCUAUUUCUACCCCAUCCAGAUCGCACAGUACGGGUUAAGUCACUACAGCAAAAACCUGACGGAGAAACCGCCUCACAUCGAGGUGUACGAGACGGCCGAAGAGAAGGACAAAACCGGCAGGUCCGUGGACUGGACGGUGCCGAAAGGCUGCUCUCUGUCCACGGUGUCCGAUAAAGCCAAGUUCACGAGCGUCAAACAGUUUGUCGCUCCAGAAAAUACCGAGGGAGUAUCUCUGCAGCUUGGGAACACCCGAGAUUUUAUUAUUUCUUUUGAUCUCAAGUUUGUAACGAACGGGAGCGUUUCGGUGGUUCUCGAGACGACAGAGAAGAACCAGCUCUUCACCGUGCACUACGUCUCCAACACCCAGCUCAUCGCUUUCAAGGACCGAGACAUCUACUACGGCAUCGGUGCCAGGACUAGCUGGAGCACCCUCACCAGGGACCUGGUGACCGACCUGCGGAAAGGCGUCGGCCUCUCGAACACGAAAGCUGUGAAGCAGACCAAAAUCAUGCCCAAGAGAGUGGUGAGGUUGGUAGCGAAGGGAAGAGGCUUCCUCGAUAACGUCACCAUCUCGGCCACCGCUCACAUGGCGGCCUUUUUUGCUGCCAGCAACUGGCUGGUGAGGAACCAGGACGAGAGGGGCGGCUGGCCCAUCAUGGUGACGAGGAAGCUGGGGGAAGGAUUUAAGUCCUUGGACCCGGGCUGGUACUCGGCCAUGGCGCAAGGACAGGCCAUCUCAACGCUGGUGCGGGCAUACCUGCUGACGAAGGACCACGCGUUCCUCAGCUCGGCUCUGCGGGCGACGGCGCCGUACAAGCUGCUGUCGGAGCAGCGCGGGGUGAAAGCCGUCUUCAUGAACCGGCACGACUGGUACGAGGAGUACCCGACCUCGCCCAGCUCCUUCGUGCUCAACGGUUUCAUGUACUCCUUAAUCGGGUUGUAUGACUUGAAAGAAACAGCCGGGGAGAAGCUGGGGAAGGAGGCGCGGGUGCUCUACGAGCGGGGCAUGGAGUCCCUGAAGGCCAUGCUUCCCCUCUACGACACCGGCUCAGGGACCAUCUACGACCUGCGGCACUUCAUGCUCGGCACCGCUCCCAACCUGGCGCGAUGGGACUAUCACACCACCCACAUCAACCAGCUCCAGCUCCUCAGCACCAUAGAUGAGUCUCCCAUCUUCAAAGAGUUCGUCAAGAGGUGGAAGAGCUACCUGCGAGGCGGCCGGGCAAAGCACAACUAGAGCUUACAACCAAACUCCCCUGGUCCUGCUGCCUCGCGGAGGUACGGUUUCAAAGGUUGCAUCCGAAAUUUUUUACGGACUGUUUCAAAGAAGUGAUCCUUAAAACUGAUCUCCAGAAAUCAUUGCAUUCCAGUGUGAAAAUAUUUGGGUCCGAUGGGUUGGAUUCGGGAACUUCGCCUGUCCUUAGUGCUCCACAGCGAAACUGCACGAAGCAAAACCCCUUUGUGCUCCUGAGUUUGGGGAUGGUUUUGGGUUUGGGUUUUUUUUUUUUUUCUUUUCCUUUUAGUAGGAAAGUAUUUGCAGAAGCCAUACAGGUCUCUGAAGUCCAGCACUUGCCUGAAAAGUUAGUCUGUGGCCUCUUUGAAAAUGGAGUUAUAUGUGUAUAUGUUGGAACAGCGUAACAGAUCAUGUGGUGUAACGCCGUAAACGUGUAUUUACUUGUAGCCUGGGUAGAGGACAGUGUAUCUUUUUAAAGGUGUUUCUUUUUACACGGAUUCUUUUCUUGGGGUGAAAAACACACUUCCCCCCCCCUCCCCUUCAAUUCUCUGUAUGGAGAUCCUUGAGCUGUAUGGUUUCUUUACAGAUGCGUGGACGGAAAACACGCGGACGGCGUGCAGGCUUCAGAGUCACGUCACGUAAGCACAACUCGGUGGGGCUCACGGACUGCGCAGAGCCCGCAGCCACGCCACCCCCUUUUUGUAAAGCCAAAUUUACCAUCGCCCGUCAGGUUUGCUGGUGUCGCCUCCUCCCUGGUAGCUGGAAUCUCUCGUCGUGGAGCCUGAUGUUUUAUACCGUAUUGUUUAAUUACAUCUGAGAGGUUUCUGUAAGCUUUGGCAACUUCAUUCUUUGGGAGACUUGUCUUGAAUUCCCGAGUGUGAUGUGGAGCUCAUUUUGAGUAGCGUGCAGGAAAUUCAAUUGGAAUUAAUUAAGGUUUUCCUAUGGUGACUUUCAUUUUUAACCUGCUUGAGUAUAUCAAGCAUUUUAAAAAUUAAAAUUACCCCAGAGGGCUUUCCAGCUCCACCUGUGCUUUAAUACUGAGUUUCACCUCUGCCUACUGUCUUCUUACUCAUCGCAUAAGGGGUCAUUAACAUCUCCAGCACUGGCUUCUUGGGUGUGCUUUGUCUUCGUGGCUCUGCCGAGCGAGCGAGGGUACUCGUGCAAUAACCGAACACACGCGUCCGAACCCAAAACGCUUUCGCUGCACGGUUGUAAUGCAGAGGAAACCAGGCGGUUUCUUUUUCCUGUUGAUCCAUCCUUUCCCCCCACCGUUACCCUGCCUUCUCGGCGUGUAGCAUCCUGGUUGAUCCAGAGGAGUCAAACCGAGCGAUUGCAUCAUGAGAUCAGGGGUGGUUAGUUUGGUAGCGUAGCAAAUACGGGGUUAUCGGCUCUGUUGAGGCAUGCUGGUGUUUGCUGCAGAGUCCCCACCGGGAGCGUGCCGGCAGGGGAACGACGCUCUGGCUCUGGGGUUUUUCCACUGAUCCUGUUCCACGUUGUACGUGUAGGUGGGGGGUUAAGCUUAAGAUGAUCGUUCUGAGGACAGAGCUCAUUCAAAUUACAAAAAAGCUGGGCACAAGGACAAUAUGCAUCUUGAUUUUUUUUAUUUUUUUUCUUUUCUCUAUUUUUUUGAUGCUUUUUCUAUUUCUUGCAGAUAUUUGAAACAACUUUGUAAUUACUUGAUCUUUGCAAACGCAUGCUACGAUCAUAUCGAUCAAUAUGAAAAGUGGAUGUCACAGGAGAAAUUUCAAUACCAAAGGUAGCAGAGGUGAAUUAUUUUAUUUUUUUUACGUACACGUGUAUACACAGACGCGCGAGCGCACACACAAACCCCAGAAAAACGUGCUUCCUUUACAAACGACUGGUCCUUACCGCAAAUACAGAAACAUCUUUUUCCUGCGUGUUUCCUCCAUCUUUUGCCCAUUUUAGAUUUGGAGAAUCUGGAGAGACUCUUUGGGUACUGCUGAAGAGAUGGUAUCGGUGCCUUACGGAGGCCACAAUUUCCUCUUUUUUUUUAAUUAUUGAAAAUUGAAAAAUUUUGAGUUAAAAAUCGCAGUGUCGCUGAUCUUUCAGCCGUUGGAUGGGUGAGCUCCGGAGCGCAGGUUGGCCAUGCCAACGCUGCUGGUCCUGUCAGACCACCUUGUCCUUAACAUCUCCCAUCGUGUUUCCGUUGGCCUUAGCACACGUGGAAAUUAAACCAACCACCAUCCGAGGUUGUAGAACCCGGGAGACUUAGCGUGGGGGCUUCUCCUGUUACUUUUUUUUAAUUGAAUUGUGCAGUGGAAGAGGAUUGUUGGACGUUGGUGCCCGUAACUUCAUCGAAUUCACAUAAGUUGGGUUUCAUUUGUUUGUUUUCGGUCUUCAAACUGACAAAGGUCUUAGGGACUAAGAUCUGUUUGGCCUUUCCACGAGGCUUACUGUACAUAGACUUCAUCGAAACACAGUGCGCGUGGGUAUAUGCAAACCAGUGACACAAGCACAACUGUACAGGAGUGGCAGCGCCGGUUUUUCUCGGCCAUUGUGCAAGACAUUCACUGAAAGCUGCUAUUUUCGUUCACCUUGUAAUUGUACUUUAUUUUUUCUACUUUUUUUUUUUUUUUUUUUACAUGUGGGACAUACACCAUGUGUUAAAUAUGCAAUAAAUUGUUUACAGGAUGCUCUUGUAAAGGGUAGUCCUUUGUAAAGCUGUACAGACUUUGCAGUUUAAGCACAAUGUGCACAUGUUAGUUUUAUAUACAGCGAGACGUGACUUUUUGCAGAGGGAAAGGUUCUACUAUGUUUAUAUACGAAGUAAAUGGAUCAACGUUUGUGCUUAAUGUAAAGCUGCUUUAUAAGACUGUAAAAUAAAUUUUUUUUAUCUUAAGACAAA
Grus americana (Whooping crane) is the source of this 5149-nucleotide messenger RNA. It is a transcript of the gene GLCE, whose product is annotated as glucuronic acid epimerase. The record is from RefSeq and is a predicted model, not a curated record. Gene Ontology annotation, molecular function: heparosan-N-sulfate-glucuronate 5-epimerase activity. Bases 466 to 2286 code for a protein of 606 amino acids. The transcript is spliced from 5 exons. Gene Ontology annotation, biological process: heparan sulfate proteoglycan biosynthetic process. Lineage: Eukaryota; Metazoa; Chordata; Aves; Gruiformes; Gruidae. Gene Ontology annotation, cellular component: Golgi apparatus.